AAGCAUUCGACUGAAAUGAACGAAUCGGACAUCGCUAGUGCUCACCACACGAGAAGAAGAGCAGUUUAUAGCAUACUCACAUCAGCGAAAACAACAUCAGCAGCACAUCAUUUCAUCUCACCGGUAAAUGCCUGAAGAUUCAACAUGGUUUGCGGAGGAUUUACGUGCUCGAAAAACGCCCUCUGUUCGCUAAAUGUAGUUUAUAUGCUGGUGGGUCUUCUGUUGAUUGUAGUAGCAGCAUGGGGGAAAGGCUUUGGCAUCGUCUCCAGCAUCCACAUCAUUGGCGGCGUGAUUGCCGUGGGCUUCUUUCUGCUUCUGAUCUCCAUUGUGGGGCUCAUUGGAGCCGUCCACCAUCACCAAGUCAUGCUUUUCUUUUACAUGGUCAUUCUCUUCAUUGUCUUCCUCUUCCAGUUUGGAGUUUCUUGUUCUUGCCUGGCCAUGAACCAGGGUCAGCAGGAGAAGCUGCUGACCUCGUCCUGGAGAAUAAUGAGUAACGAUACAAGAAUAAGUCUUGAGAAAAAACUGGACUGCUGUGGCCUGUUCAACAACACUCAUCCCCAGACAGAUUUUGUGUCUGACUUAAACCUCUGUGAAUCUCUAUGUGUAGGAAAGAAAUCCUGCCUCACCUGCGGUGAAAAGAUGCUCCAACAUUCAUCAGAAGCUCUGAAGAUUCUGGGAGGAGUCGGCCUCUUUUUCAGCUUCACAGAGAUCUUAGGAGUUUGGCUGGCCAUGCGCUACAGGAACCAAAAGGACCCGAGAGCGAACCCCAGUGCUUUCUUAUAGUCUCUCAGACCGUCUGUCCUAAACUACGUUGAGUGUAGUCCAGCUAUUCCAGUUCCCUUUUGCACAGGUAGAGUGGAGCGCACCAAGAGACAUUUCAAGCAUUAAACACAGAUCCCCGACACCCCGUUCAGAACACACAAGAUAACGCACCACACUCCACAUACAAACACAUCCAUUUUGAUGAUAGAUCUGACCCAUUUUCCACACAAGGUCUGCAGAGGGCUAAUUUAAACCAGCAGGAGGAGGGAUCAUGUAUGAUAGGAUGCUCGUUCUGGCACUCCCUCCAUCCUUGAUGUGAGAAGCUCUUCCUGUUCUGUGUAUGCAAACCGAAAAUCUGCAAUGUAAAAGCCAUCGAUGUCUGCAUGUUCAUAGCCUCAGAAUAGUUUCCUGUGACAUGGUCAGCUCACUUAUGGACACAUAACCAGGUAUGUAGUGCUGAAAUAGAUUCAGAAAGUUAUCCCACAUCAACUAUAUUAAUGUUUAGUAUCAGUUAGGGUGAAAUUCUGUCGCGUAUCUCCCAGGAAAACAGCAUCCAGGUCUGCCUCGAAUGAGUGCAGACCUGAUAAACACCGGUGUUUUGUGCAAUGCUUUAUGGAAUCCGUCUCAAUGAGGUGACCUGUCCAGCCUAUGGGGUGUUAGUUUAGGAAUUAGACGUAGAACGUGAAUAUUUAAAAAAAAGAAAAUAAAAACUUGUGUAACUGAGCCAUGUGAAUAGGAGGAUUUACCCUGCCGACGGACUGCAGCCUUCCUGUUGUACAUAUAGUGACAGGG
Rhinichthys klamathensis goyatoka is the source of this 1554-nucleotide messenger RNA. It is a transcript of the gene tspan31, whose product is annotated as tetraspanin 31. The coding region runs from base 145 to 783 and encodes 212 amino acids. Gene Ontology annotation, cellular component: membrane. Lineage: Eukaryota; Metazoa; Chordata; Actinopteri; Cypriniformes; Leuciscidae. The transcript is spliced from 6 exons. The record is from RefSeq and is a predicted model, not a curated record.